AUGAUGCAGGAAAAGGCCACAGAAGCAACGGACUGGACCCUGACAAACGGCCAUGGCUACAUUUUGAACCGUGACCGAAGCCAUUCAGCCGCCGCCCGUUUGAAUCUCCAGUUCUACCUAUGGCGGUCUGCUCUCAACUUCAAUAUCCAUCCCUCCAUCAAGUCCUCGCUCCCCAACACCGCCGCCAUCGCCGACGUGGCCUCGGGGAGCGCCAUCUGGCUCAUUGACGUCGCCCGGGAGCUGCCGGAGGCGCGGCUGGACGGCUUCGACUAUGACCUCCGCCAGUCUCCCCACCCGCAAUGGCUGCCGCCCAACGUCCGCGUGCGGCACCUCAACAUACUCCACGACAUCCCGGACGACCUGGUCGGCAGGUACGACUACGUUCACACACGGCUUCUGCUGCUCGUCGUCGAGUCACAGGACCCGCGGCCCGUCAUCAGGAACCUCGCCAAGCUGCUGAAGCCCGGCGGCCGCCUGCAGUGGGACGAGCUCGACACCGUCAACGUCUCCGUCAAGAAGGUCGACCCGGCCAUGCCAACGCCGGGUCUCGACCAGCUGCGCGACUGGACUCGGGCUGGCGGACGGCAUGACUGGACCGUCCAGCUGGCCGACUUCGUCGCCGAAGAGGGCUUUGUUGACGCGAAGACGGACUUCGUUGGUGACGGGCCUGAGCUGGCCCGCGCCUUCAACGACCAGCACCUGCUCACCGCCGAGGAGUUCGCCGAGGGGCUCGCAAAGCUCGGCAAUGCCGAGUCGGCGGCCAAGUACUUCCGCAUCGUCGAGGAUGCCCACGGCGAGGCCGUGAGCGGCGCCGCUCUCUGCGUCCCGAGGGUCGUGUGUACGGCGAGGAAGCCGUUGUGA
Messenger RNA from Colletotrichum gloeosporioides, 861 nucleotides. RefSeq lists its product as uncharacterized. The transcript has a single exon. NCBI's taxonomy places the organism in Eukaryota, Fungi, Ascomycota, Sordariomycetes, Glomerellales, Glomerellaceae. The record is from RefSeq and is a predicted model, not a curated record. The coding region runs from base 1 to 861 and encodes 286 amino acids.